AUGCAGUUAUUUGCAACAGUUUUAUAUACUGCUUCUAGUAUUAGAUAUUGGACAAUUAGUAUUAAUUUGCAACCAGAAACUGUGAUUGAUCUUUCAGUAGCUUGUAUAAAGUUUGAAUCAAAUAUAAAUAUAAGUGAUGAUAAUGAGCCUGAAAUGUCUGAGAAGAUUGUUAAUGA
Racocetra persica is the source of this 176-nucleotide messenger RNA. The record is from the annotation of a GenBank genome assembly. Lineage: Eukaryota; Fungi; Glomeromycota; Glomeromycetes; Diversisporales; Gigasporaceae.